UGUUCAUCUACCCAUCAGAUUCUUCAUUUAAGAACAUGGGGAAAACAAACAACCAUCUUCAACACCAAUCAAUCUUUAUAUAUAUCAUGAGUUGCAUAACCUUUCACCAGUAACUUUUUCUCACCAUGGAUUCAGAAAUACUCUUUGUCUUUUCCUUUCUCCUCUGCAUGAUUGUGGCACUGAAAUUAGGGAGAAACUUAAAGAAAAAAACUAAGUCAUCACUGAACAUACCCCCUGGACCAUGGAAGCUGCCAAUUAUAGGAAACCUGCACCAUCUUCUUUCAUCCACACCACACCGAAAACUCAGAGACCUAGCCAAAAUAUAUGGACCCAUGAUGCAUCUCCAACUGGGAGAGAUCUUCAUAAUCGUUGUUUCCUCCGCAGAGUAUGCUAAAGAGAUCAUGAAAACACAUGAUGCAAUCUUUGCAUCAAGACCUCAACUUCUAGCAGCAGAUAUAGCCUCCUAUGGAUACACUAACAUUGCUUUUGCGCCUUACGGAAGUUACUGGAAAAAGGUACGAAGAAUCUGCACCAUGGAGCUUCUGUCCCCAAAACGUGUGAGCUCAUUCCAGCCUAUCAGAGAGGAAGAACUGAGCAAUCUGGUUGAAAUUAUUGGCACACAUGUUGGAGGGUCCCCCAUCAACCUCACUGAAGCAGUGUCGUCGUCAAUGUAUAACAUAAUUUCAAGAGCUGCUCUGGGGAAGAAGCGCACCAAAGACCAGGAUGAGUUCAUGUCAAUACUCCAACGAGGAGUGGUUGGUGCAGGAGGCUUUGACAUUGGAGAGUUGUUUCCUUCUGCUACAUGGCUUCAACAUCUCACUGGUUUGAGGCCUAUGCUUGAGAAGGUGCAUCAAGAAAUGGAUCGGAUACUUGAAGCCAUCAUCGAUGAACACAGAGAAGCGAGAUCCAAAGCCAAAUAUGGCCAUGAAUCAGACGAAGAUUUGGUUGAUGUUCUGCUAAACUUCCAUGAUGCUAAUGACACUAACCAAGAAGUUUGCUUAACCAUUAACAAUAUCAAAGCAGUAAUCAUGGACAUUUUUGUAGCUGGAGUUGAGUCUGUGACGACAACAGUAAACUGGGCAAUGGCAGAGAUGAUAAAGAAUCCAAGUGUGAUGAAGAAAGCACAAGCUGAGGUGAGAGAAGUGUUCAAAGAAAAGGGAAAGGUUGAUGAGAUAUGCAUGAAUGAACUACAAUAUCUGAAAUCAGUUGUGAAAGAAACCCUAAGGUUACACCCUCCAGGAACUCUUCUGGUUCCAAGAGAAUGUGGAGAGACAUGUGAGAUUGAUGGGUAUCACAUACCAGUGAAGAGCAAGGUACUGAUAAAUGCUUGGGCAAUUGGAAGAGACCCAAAGUACUGGAAUGAAGCAGAGAGGUUUUAUCCAGAGAGAUUCAUUGGAAGCUCCAUUGAUCUUAGAGGAUCUCAUUUUGAGUUCAUUCCCUUUGGUGCUGGAAGAAGAAUGUGUCCAGGCAUGUCCUUUGGCUUGCUGAGUGUUGAACUCACUCUUGCUGUUUUGUUGUUUCACUUUGAUUGGAACCUUCCAAAUGGAAUCAGAAGUGAAGACUUUGACAUGUCUGAGAAAUUUGGAGUCACUGUUGGAAGAAAGAAUGACAUUUUCUUGAUACCUCUCACUGCUUCUACUUCCCUGGGAAGUGAUGCAAAGAGUAACGAAGUAAGCAGUGGAAGCAAAGAAGAGUGAGUAAGGAAGAAGAUUUCCACACAUCUUUGCUGAAAAGUAAAUAUAUGCCUCAGUGUUUCAGUUCUUUAAUAAUGAAUAAUUGGUCAAGAGAUCAAGUCUUUAAGAACUGUUAAUUAGUGUAAUAUUUUUAUGUUAUGUUUGUUUUCUCAAGUAUUUGAAUUGUAAGUUUUUUUUUUCUAGCAUGCUUCAUCUAAAGAGCUUAAUAAAAAUGUGUUAUUGCAGUUAUAAUUUCA
This is a messenger RNA of Vigna unguiculata (cowpea), 1930 nucleotides long. Its product is annotated as cytochrome P450 71D11-like. The record is from RefSeq and is a predicted model, not a curated record. Gene Ontology annotation, molecular function: iron ion binding; oxidoreductase activity, acting on paired donors, with incorporation or reduction of molecular oxygen; monooxygenase activity. NCBI's taxonomy places the organism in Eukaryota, Viridiplantae, Streptophyta, Magnoliopsida, Fabales, Fabaceae.